This is a messenger RNA of Fusarium keratoplasticum, 414 nucleotides long. Its product is annotated as Histone H2B. Gene Ontology annotation, molecular function: structural constituent of chromatin; protein heterodimerization activity; DNA binding. The coding region runs from base 1 to 414 and encodes 137 amino acids. NCBI's taxonomy places the organism in Eukaryota, Fungi, Ascomycota, Sordariomycetes, Hypocreales, Nectriaceae. Gene Ontology annotation, cellular component: nucleosome. The transcript has 3 exons. Gene Ontology annotation, biological process: nucleosome assembly. The record is from RefSeq and is a predicted model, not a curated record.
AUGCCUCCCAAGGCCGCCGACAAGAAGCCCGCCUCCAAGGCCCCCGCCACUGCCUCCAAGGCUCCCGAGAAGAAGGACGCCGGCAAGAAGACCGCUGCUUCUGGUGACAAGAAGAAGCGCUCCAAGACCCGCAAGGAGACUUACUCUUCUUACAUCUACAAGGUCCUCAAGCAGGUCCACCCUGACACUGGUAUCUCCAACCGUGCCAUGUCUAUCCUCAACUCGUUCGUCAACGAUAUUUUCGAGCGCGUCGCUUCUGAGGCUUCCAAGCUGGCUGCCUACAACAAGAAGUCCACCAUCUCUUCCCGAGAGAUCCAGACCUCUGUCCGCCUGAUCCUCCCCGGUGAGCUUGCCAAGCACGCUGUCUCUGAGGGUACCAAGGCCGUCACCAAGUACUCCUCCUCGACGAAAUAA